Molecule: messenger RNA, 956 nt
Organism: Zeugodacus cucurbitae (melon fly)
Lineage: Eukaryota; Metazoa; Arthropoda; Insecta; Diptera; Tephritidae
Gene: MED4
Product: mediator of RNA polymerase II transcription subunit 4
Exons: 3
Coding region: 195-956 (253 amino acids)
Biological process (GO): regulation of transcription by RNA polymerase II
Cellular component (GO): mediator complex; core mediator complex
Molecular function (GO): transcription coregulator activity
Source: RefSeq, a predicted model, not a curated record
UUGCAUUUGUAUCUAUUGCUUUCGGUCGUCAUUGUAAUUCAUUUUGCUUCUGACACAAUUUGUCUAAUUUAGUUUUAUUUCGCACAAUUUCCUAAAUUGUACUGAAUUUUUAAAAAAAAUUAUAUAAAAAAGAACGGUCUGCAAGACUUUUAAGAAACCACUCGUCGGGAAUUUACAUAGUAAAUUGAUAAGACAUGUCGUUCCAUUUGAGCACAAAGGAGCGUCUAUUACUUUUGUUAGACGAUAUUGAAUUGGUAGCAAAAGAGCUUAUUGAAAAUACUGUCGCGCCAAAGCAUCAGAAAAUCUCAACUGCUGACCAUUCAGCGCUUGUGGAUUUACUGGUGUCAAAAGAUGAAGAAUUCCGAAAAAUGCUUGAACUGGCCAACGAACAGGCUAAAAUUGAACAGAAAAUGGACGAAUUACGCGCUAAAGUUGAAGUGCACGAUCGUGAAAUACAAAAGCUGCAAAAAUCUUUGAAGGAGGCAGAGCUUAUACUUUCAACCGCAAUUUUCCAAGCACGACAAAAGCUAGCCAGCAUUAACCAAGCCAAAAAGCGACCCGUAUCCUCAGAAGAACUUAUAAAAUAUGCACAUCGCAUUAGUGCUGCAAAUGCAGUGAGCGCACCGCUUACUUGGUGCAUUGGCGAUGUGCGACGUCCAUAUCCCACCGAUAUCGAAAUGCGCAAUGGUUUCUUGGGUAAAUCAGAUCUAAAUAUAAAUGGGGGAGGUGUGGCACAUCAAAAUAAUGUACCAGAAUCACAACGUAGCAUGACGGAAGUGCCCAAUGCCUUUCAAAAUCAAUUCAAUUGGAAUAAUCUGGGCGAAUUGCAUAUGUCUAUGGGAUCUACGGGUAAUUCUGUUGCUUUGGAGACACGUGCUCACAAAGAGGCUUCUCAAGAUGAUGUCGAAGUCAUGUCGACGGAUAGUUCUAGUUCGAGUUCCAGCGAUUCACAAUAA